UCAGGAUGUCGAAGCACAUUUGUCUGGUACCAAACGAAUGGUCUAACAACUUCUACACGCCAGAUAUUCUGGAAGUAAUUUUCAAAAAAAAUAUGUCUUGCGAUUCGGUAACUAAGAAAGUUGAAGGGGUAAGGAUCAACGUGAAUGGUGUAACUGCCCAAUUACACUACCACCACGAUCAGCCAUGGCUACGAAAGGAACAGGACAAAAGGACCUUACCUAAUCCCAAAGAAUAUUUUGGAGUGUACAUGUCCUGCAACAGCUGUCAGAACCCUCGUUCGGAUCAAUCGACUCAAGAGCUUUUGAUUUAUGAAGACGACGCUUAUUUUGACAACACAUUACUAGGCAUCUGUGUGUUUAACAUGGCACAUCAUCAAUAUAUCUUCUAGGCACCACGUCAAUAAUUGGCCCUUUUAUGGAGCAGCUUACAGAUGGUGCUCUUCCGAGAGACGAUUUUUCAUUACUACAAGUAUAAAGUAAUUAAAGGUUCUACUAUUCACAUAAAACAUAUAAAUGCGUGCCGCGUGCCUAGAAUACCAUACUCAGCAUUUCUCGAUGUGUCAAUAUUAUGCAUUGUUCAUACCUUGCAUCUAAUGUGUUCACCUGUAAGUUCUUUUUCCUCUCAGCUUCAGUGAACAGGAAGCGCAUUCAAACUUUCAAACCAUAGUAAAUGAGUUUAUUUUGUUUCAGAAACCGGCCAAUUCAUAUGUGAAGUCAGUACAAGACAGUGCCAAAGAUUAUAUAUUUUUAGUGUACAUAUAUUUCAUUAAUAAAUUAUUGAAAACUAUGUCUUGACUAACUGAAUAUCAAUAAACCAAAUUUUACAUGAAAAAUACCUAUCAGUUCAGAGAGAUGCAAAUAAAUUGGCAGCUCAUUGAACAGCAAAUACUAUUAUGACAUGUCUGGCUGUUUCAAUUGAUGGCAUUGAACUUGUAAUUUGACUACAUAUAAGACCUCUAGAACAUUAAUCAUCGAACUGUUAGUGCCAGUUUAGUUUUACAAGUGUAUUAUUUACCUUGUAUGGUUUGAUAUUGUUUUUAAAUAAUACGGAAACUUGAAAAAACUGAACAUAUCAACAUAUCAAUGUGGUUAGGAUAAACUACAUAUCGUUUCCUAUAGAUACAUUUGGUCACUCGCGUUUCAGGGGGCUUCCGUUUCUGAAGGCACACGCGAUACGGAGGGUGUACAACUUCACCCUUUUCGAGUUCCUUUUUAAGAGUCUGAGAGCACACGCGCGAUGUGUGUCAAGCUCGGAGGCAGAUCGCAUUCUACCCGGCGUUCCGCAACGAUCACCGCGAGUCAUGAUUCGGGGAAGGGAAGGGUAGGUGGAAACUGCACAUUGU
Messenger RNA from Cydia pomonella (codling moth), 1343 nucleotides. RefSeq lists its product as uncharacterized. The record is from RefSeq and is a predicted model, not a curated record. The transcript is spliced from 3 exons. NCBI's taxonomy places the organism in Eukaryota, Metazoa, Arthropoda, Insecta, Lepidoptera, Tortricidae.